Nanorana parkeri is the source of this 680-nucleotide messenger RNA. Its product is annotated as phospholipase A2 inhibitor subunit gamma B-like. The transcript has 5 exons. The record is from RefSeq and is a predicted model, not a curated record. NCBI's taxonomy places the organism in Eukaryota, Metazoa, Chordata, Amphibia, Anura, Dicroglossidae. The coding region runs from base 15 to 680 and encodes 221 amino acids.
ACAAUCAAGACACAAUGAAACCAUACCUGAAGCUCCUCUGGAUUCUCUCCAUCUUUGCAAAAUCAGGUCACUCCCUCUCCUGCACCAGCUGUCUGGUGCAAGGUGCAACUUUCUGCACAGGGAACAAUGUGUCAUGUCCCUCCGGAAGGGUAUGUGCGGCUACCCACACAAUAAACAUGGAAGACGGGGUAAAGAAGGAUGAGUACUUUGGAAGAUCGUGCGUGCCAGAAGGUCAGUGUCAGCGGCCGGGAAUUUUCAGCACUUACAACAGCAAAUCAAAAAAGGGGAUAUCUUGUUGUUACACCGAUAACUGCACCCCGACCCAGCCUCAGUUAUUACCAGAUGACGAUAAACCCAAUGGCUUGACUUGUCCUACCUGUAAGGCUAAUGGAACUCAAUGGUGUGACACUGAGAUGACCAUGAAAUGUACUGGAGAGGAGACGAGGUGCAUUGUACAAUACUCGAAAAUCACAGGGCCAGGAGCACAGUCCACCGAGCGCAUUCUUCGAGGAUGCGCCACUCCAAGUAUCUGCAGCAUUGGCAAUCAGACCCAUCCCACCGAUGGCCUAUCUGCCGAGGUUCAAAUUACCUGCACCGGAUCAGUAAAUGGACUUCACCACCACUUUAAUCUGCAUGGAAUUAUGGCAGUUGUUAUGAUGCUGCUUCUUAUUACUGCCUGA